Vigna unguiculata (cowpea) is the source of this 324-nucleotide messenger RNA. Its product is annotated as gibberellin-regulated protein 12-like. The record is from RefSeq and is a predicted model, not a curated record. Lineage: Eukaryota; Viridiplantae; Streptophyta; Magnoliopsida; Fabales; Fabaceae.
AACAAGAAACAUUAUAGAAAAAAUAAGAGUCAUGACUAAGUUUGUGUGUGCAUUUGUUGUCAUCUUUGUCUUGGCUUUUGUAACUCAACUUGUUUAUGGUGGUGGUGAAGGAUCUCUUACGGUUAAAGAGUGUCCUAAAGCAUGUGACUAUCGUUGUUCAAAGGCUAGUGGUAGGGAAGACUGCUUGUACUUCUGUAACUUGUGUUGCGACAAGUGUUUAUGUGUUCCAUCAGGAACAUUCGGUAACAAGGAAGAAUGUCCAUGUUAUAACAACUGGAAAAAUAAGUCAGGAAAACCUAAGUGUCCCUGAUUUAACUUCAAUUU